AUGCUGGAGGGAGACGAGCAGUCGAAACAAGUCACGGUCAUCUCGUCAUUACCAUAUAACACCACCACCAACGGCAGCAGCAACAACAACGGGAGUAAUAGUCUACCGAGUUUAAAGUCUCAGCAACCUCAAGAAAGUCCCGUGCCUAGCCACUCCCAUGCGAACGUGAACCUGAACGUGAACCUGAAUCCGCACAGCCAUCACCGCCACCAUCAUCAUUACCACAAGUUUGUAAACCACCACCACCACACCAUGCCGCACCAUCACCAUCAUCAUCACCACCAUCAUCACCUGCAGCCGCGAGUGCUGCCUAACACCCACCCCCACCAUCACCACCCUGCUCAGCUACCUUUAGACCAGGCCCAGGAUGGAGGAACGUUGCCGGAGCCACAAGCUCUGGAUACACCACGAAGUGACGACAAGGCCGGUUUAAAGACGAUGAGGACGAGGAAGAGGAAGAGGACGAGGAACACGAGGCCACACACACCCAAGUUGAACACCGAGCCCAUCAAACAGCUAAUGGCGGAGAUGUUCCCGCACCGCAAGUUCCUAGGCUCAAUCAUAUACAACCCCACGACGCGAUGGUCGACGCUACAAACGGAAACGUUGUAUGGCCUCAAGCCCGAUUUGCAGCGACGGUUCGCUGAGUUGAAAACGCGGUAUAUCGAAAGGAGCAAAAAUAUGCCGGUGGUGGAGUUGGAGUUGGAGACGCGGUAUAUUCCGUAUUUGCCUCCUCUCAGUUCCGAGUACGUCAACUCGGUGGUGGAGAUCAUUAUCCCGUUUCGACACAUUGUUACUUUCAAGCAGGAUUUGCGCAAUGAGAUUCCGCAGUAUCGAAGAGAGGUCUGGGGCGGGGCCCUGGGUGUCUACACCGAUGACUCCGAUAUACUUUACGCCUUGAUGCAUUUGGGAUUCUUUGAUGAGGAGGAGGAGGAGGCGGCGGAGGGGGAAGAGGGAAACGGCGGUAAGUUUGACUUGCUGGUUUGGAAUCCGCUGUGGGAUCCCACCGUGGACUUGAUCAAGCCCAUACGCUCAUUCCAGCGUGCGCUGAGUUGCAGCUCCGACGACGAAGAAGAAGAAGAACAAAAUAACGGCGCAGGUGGUGCUGACGAGGGAGUCUACGGAGAUCUAAGCGUAGAGAUCCUCCUCUUGCCUCCAUUACCGCAAUACCACGGCUUUUGCCAGCACGGCAUCAACUCAAGAUCAUGGAACGUUGCGCCGGAAAAGACCACAAACCAGCAUUCGGGCUUGAGUUUUGCUGUCUACAACGUGAAAUGGACCACGCGCGGCAGCUAUUUGCAGAACCCGCUUUUCCAUCUGCUAGCUGCGACGGAGGCUGCUGAGGAAAACCACGAACGCGAUGAGCCUAUGGUGAAGACGACAAGGGGGUGGAAGUUUGAUUUGGACACCUAUAAACGGAUCAAGAAGAGUAGUGUUGAUGGGAACUGUAAGUAG
This is a messenger RNA of Lodderomyces beijingensis, 1455 nucleotides long. The record is from the annotation of a GenBank genome assembly. Lineage: Eukaryota; Fungi; Ascomycota; Pichiomycetes; Serinales; Debaryomycetaceae.